UAACCUGCAGGCCAUUCACUACUUUAACUAUUUCUUUUUUUCAAAAUACUUAGCUAAAUUAAUUUUUUGCAAAGUACAUUUUUAUCACAAAUGCAUUAAACAUGACAGUGACUUCCCGUCUCUAAAUCAAUGCAGGGUUGGAUUAUUCCUAACCGAUUAGCCAUCCUGUCGCAUAGGUCAAAAGUGACAUCAAACAUGGCGCUGCUCAUGAGAGGCAUGUUGCGACAGUUUGAUUCUUUUCUAUUUAUGACAGUUUCAGAAAAACUAAGGGUCGAGUCUCGAAGGUGUGUAAGGGCUCUAAGGAGAACACCAGUGAAAGUGCUUUACCCAGAAACCGAUGCUGCAGGAAAGCUACAAGCAGUGCAAUCAAUAAAGGCUCCGGAAGUUAGUGCCGAAAAUAAAUCCUCUCCAAUAUCGAGGGGAGCAGAAAGACAGUCUGAGUAUGAAACUAAGAAGCGAUCGCAUGGUCCAAGUGUUACAACAUCCCACCGGGUUUAUGAAAUUCAAGGGGAGACGCCAGGACUAAGAUACGAAAAAGCGAACCCCCUAGACAAGAAGCUGGGGAAGGUGAUAACUAUUGCAAAAUCCAGAAAGUUUCGAGAUCAGCAUGGCAAGAUCUUGUUGGAGGGUCGAAGAUUGAUCAUUGAUGCCCUGUCCUCAGGAGCUGUGUUGAACACCCUUUUCUUCAGUACAGUAGAUCAACUAAAGGAAUUCCCACAAGAGAAACUGAAGCGGGCAAACUUGAUUAAAGUCAAGUUUGAAGACAUUCAAACUUGGUCUGAUUUGGUGACACCACAAGGAUUUAUGGCAAUAUUUUCAAAACCAGACCACUCAAAGAUGACCUACCCAUCAAUGGAGCUGAAGCAUGCUUUACCUAUGUCACUAAUUUGUGAUAACAUCCGAGACCCAGGGAACCUGGGCACCAUCUUAAGAUCUGCAGCUGGGGCUGGCUGCAGUAAGGUGCUUCUCACAAAGGGAUGUGUGGAUGUUUGGGAGCCUAAAGUGUUGAGGGCUGCCAUGGGUGCUCAUUUCCGAAUUCCUGUAAUUUCAAACCUGGCAUGGGAAGAGAUUCCAAACUACCUUCCAAGCACAAUAGCUGUCCAUGUCGCUGACAGUUGUAGCCGUCCACCUGAAUCUCGACCUCAGCCCAGAAAAGCCACACUGAAUAAACAAAAAAUGCAUUACGAAGAAGAUGAAGAUGAAGAUUCAGAUUCAGAUUCAGACAUGGGUAGGUUUACCUUACCAGAUGUGGAAUCACAGUUAUAUCAUAAGAACUGGGCCAGUGGCGAGUUUGCUGUUGUGAUUGGUGGCGAGACUCAUGGACUUAGCCUGGAAGCUCUCCAGUUGUCAGAAACGACCAGAGGAAGGCGGCUUAUUAUUCCAAUGGUUCCAGGAAUGGACAGUUUAAAUUCAGCUGUGGCAGCUAGUAUCUUGAUAUUUGAAGGGAAAAGACAGCACAAUCUGAAGGCAAAACAAGAACAACUAAAGUCUCAUUGCCAGCUGCCAUAGACUUAACUGGUUGUUUAAUCUUUUUUUUGGAAUUCUUUUGUUUCACCUUUUGUACGUGUCACUGCUUCUUUACAUCUCUUGGACUUCCUGAGGGUUGACUACUUGCCUGUUAUAGGCACUGUCAUAAAACAUAAUGAUACUUAACAAGGAUGUAGUGGUCCAAUUUUUCUAAAAACUGAGUGAAGGAGUAACUUUAAAUUACAGCUUAUUGUCUUACUGCACAUUGCUCAGAUGGAUGCAGUCUUAAAUCCUCCAAGUCAAAAAAUAGAAAAUAUCCAGAAAAGGGCAAAUGCAAUUGCAGAUCUUCAAAAAAUGUUAGAUAUAAUUAUUAUUUGGAUUGAUGCUCACCUUAAAUGCUUUGCCAGUAAUGCUCAGUUGUCAACACACACUACAUCAGAAAUCUUAGCACUGUGAAACAUAUAAAUGAGCCAGGAGUUAUUCUUUAAUUGCAGCCAAGCGAUACUUGCUUCAAGUGGCUACUUAGUAAAUAAGAAAAUUAACCGGGAUCUGCUCUUUAUGAAGAACAGUGGCAAGACAAGUUGUGAGUACUGUAAAUAAACUGAACUAGACAUUAGUGUAUGGAAAAAGAGGAAAUUAAGGAUAAUAGGAUUGUUGAGCUAAAAUACUAGUUGUACCUAUCGUACUGCAUACCAUCCUAAAAAACCACUGUGCCCAGCUGAAACAGUAUGUUGGCGAGGCUUCUAGUGCC
Messenger RNA from Erpetoichthys calabaricus (reedfish), 2218 nucleotides. RefSeq names its product mitochondrial rRNA methyltransferase 3a (gene mrm3a). Gene Ontology annotation, biological process: RNA processing. The record is from RefSeq and is a predicted model, not a curated record. NCBI's taxonomy places the organism in Eukaryota, Metazoa, Chordata, Cladistia, Polypteriformes, Polypteridae. The transcript is spliced from 4 exons. Bases 130 to 1509 code for a protein of 459 amino acids. Gene Ontology annotation, molecular function: RNA binding; RNA methyltransferase activity.